AUGCUCACUAACGUAGUGGAGUUUGAAUUUUUUGAAAAUAACCUAUCAGACACCAUUCCUAGUUCUUUAACAAAUCUUUCAAAGUUUAAUCGAUUAGAUUUAUCUAUAAACCAGAUUCGAGGAAAUAUUCCAUGGGAAAUUGGAACCAGGCUCCCCAAUUUGGAAUACCUUAGUUUAUGGAGAAAUCAGCUUAGUGGAAACAUCCCAAGCUCCUUGGGAAAUUGUUCCCGUCUCGAAGUACUACUUUUAAAUACAAACCAGCUCGGUGGAACGGUUCCAAUAGAGCUAGGUAAGUUGAACUUUCUCACCAAUCUUUACCUACACACCAAUCAACUUGUUAGUGAUAGCAGUAAGAGUUUGGGCUUUCUCACUGCUCUCACAAAUUCCUCCCGCUUGCAAGAAAUAUAUAUAGGAAAUAAUCGAUUCACUGGUAAAUUGCCUCCAUCCAUAGGCCAACUGUCUUCCAAUCUCAAUAAGCUGAGUUUAUCAGGAAACAUGGUAAGCGGGAAUAUACCAGAACAGAUUGUCAAUCUGACAAACUUAACCUUCUUAGAUUUAGCCAACAAUAUUUUCAGCGGCAAUAUUCCUUGUGGAAUUAAAAGACUCCAUUUGUUGGAAGUAUUGUAUUUGCCUAGGAACAAUUUAGAAGGAACCAUUCCAAGUGAGAUAGGUCAAAUGCAACAUCUAGGACUAUUAUCUCUUCAUCACAAUCAGUUAUCUGGAAAAAUAGCAGAUUCUCUUUGUCACUCCCAGCAGUUGAGACGUCUCUUUCUCCACCACAACAAGUUAUCAGGGGAGAUCCCCGUUAGUUUGGAGGGAUGUCAGAAGUUGGAGCUCCUCGACUUAUCCUACAAAAAACUAGGGGGCACGAUACCUGGUGAAGUCAUUGCCAGCCUUAAAAAUCUGGCAUUCUACCUCAAUCUUUCAUGGAAUUCUCUGGAAGGGUCUUUGCCACGAGAGAUGAGUAAAAUUGUAAUGGCUCAAGCCAUAGAUAUCUCUGGAAAUCAACUAAGUGGGGUCAUUCCAAAAUCUCUAGGAGACUGCACAGCAUUAGAGCGUCUAAAUCUGUCCCACAACACCUUUGUAGGUCCAAUACCAAAUUCACUCUCCAAAUUAAAAAAUCUCCAAGAAAUGGAUCUUUCUUUCAAUAAUUUGUCAGGGAAGAUUGCAGAAGUAGGAUUGUUUCCAAAUAGAACUGUUGUAAUAUUGUUUAUGGGAAACCCCGGCCUAUGUUUGGUUCUUGAAUUUGCAUGUAAUGGGAGCUUGGAAAGACAUUUGCACCCUGACAGGGAUGAUGAUGAAGGCUUUUGUAAAUUCGGAUUGAGUGAGUGUUUAAGCAUUGCUGUAGAUGUAGCCCAUGGCUUGGAAUAUUUACAUCAUGAUUGUCCUCUGCAAAUUGUACAUCAUGAUUGUCCUCUGCAAAUUGUACACUGUGACUUAAGACCUAGCAAUGUGCUCUUGGAUGCCAACAUGACAGCCCUUGUCAAUGAUUUUGGUAUUUCCCGUUUAACUACAAAAAAUUCCAUGGAUUCACUCAGUACAACAACAUUUGCACUUAAAGGAUCUAUUGGAUAUAUUGCUCCAGAAUAUGGACUGGGUGGAAAUGCCUCUAUUAAGGGAGAUGUUUAUAGCUGUGGAAUUCUGAUAUUAGAGAUGGUUACAAGGAAGAGGCCAAGUGAUGACAUGUUUGUGGGAGACAUGACCUUGCAAAAGUGGGUGAGCUCAGCUUUCCCAAACAGACUGGCAGAAAUUGUUGAUAGCGGGCUGAUAGUGGGUGAAAACAUGGAAGACAACAAUUAUCUAAUUUCUUUGAUUCAUGUUGGUUUGCUUUGUAGUAGUGAAUCACCUAGAGAAAGACCUUCCAUAAGAGAUGUAUGCAAUGCCUUGGAGAGCCUCAAGACAUCUUUGGUGGGAGGUGCAGCUGGUUCCAAUUUUACAGCCACCAUAUCAGAACUCCUGGAGAAUACCAAUCCCACAAGAACAUUGGCAUCUGACAGUCAAAGUUCCUCGUUCUAG
Molecule: messenger RNA, 2016 nt
Organism: Cryptomeria japonica (Japanese cedar)
Lineage: Eukaryota; Viridiplantae; Streptophyta; Pinopsida; Cupressales; Cupressaceae
Product: putative leucine-rich repeat receptor-like serine/threonine-protein kinase At2g24130
Exons: 3
Coding region: 1-2016 (671 amino acids)
Biological process (GO): hormone-mediated signaling pathway; protein phosphorylation
Cellular component (GO): plasma membrane
Molecular function (GO): protein binding; ATP binding; protein kinase activity
Source: RefSeq, a predicted model, not a curated record